AUAACUGAUUAUGAUAAUAGCUUUCCAUUCUUAGGACAUUUAACAUAAUUAUUUUACAUGCUAUGAAAUUAUUAAAAUGAACACUGAACAGUGUUAAUUUAACAUGCACAAGUAGAUAUUGUGAAUUAUUUGUCUUACGCGUUGUCCAUUAAUAUUACUAAUCUCGUUUUUCUUUUAGUUUUUACUGAAAACUGAGUAGAUUUCAUGAUCUUAAUUGUCCGCCGAUUACUAGAUUAUACCGUAAUCAAAAACUGUUUCCAAACAUAUGCAAUCAAGAUGAACAUAUUAUUGCCACCAGAUGAUGUACGAGGUAUGAAAAUUUUUAAAAUUGAUAAAUUCACGAAAUCGGUUACUGUGCCUGUGUUAGUAAUUAACAAAAAUAAUGUUGAAACUGCUAAUAGAGUAUUAAAAAACUAUAUUAUUAAGAUAAAAAACUUCAAAUCAAUUCGUAAUGGAUCUAAUGAAUAUGAAUGUAUGUUUUUCCUUGAUCCAACUAAAUUUUCUUCAUGUGAUGAUUUCAAAUUAGAUUUUGUCUCCACUCAACAUCUUAAUUAUGAAACGAUCCAGUUGAGUUAUGAUAAUUGGAAUCAUGAUGAAAUACUUAAAGCAGUAUUACCUGAAAAAUCUAUGUUAUCAAGUUAUUCUACAAUCGGAUCAAUUGUGCAUGUUAAUCUUAAAUCUGAAUUACUUGAUUACAAGAAUAUUAUUGGACAAGUUCUUAAAGACAAACUUAAAGGGUGUAAAAGUGUUGUAAAUAAAAUUGAUAAUAUCAAUAAUGUAUAUAGAAAUUUUGAAUACGAAGUAAUUUGUGGUUCACCUGAUUUAAAAACAACAGUCAAAGAAAAUAAAUGCUUAUUUGACUUAGAUUUUUCAGAAGUUUAUUGGAAUCCAAGAUUAUGCACUGAACAUGAACGUAUUAUACGUAAACUUAAGUCAGGAGAUGUACUGUAUGAUGUAUUUUCUGGUAUAGGUCCAUUUUCUGUACCGGCUGCAAAAAUGAGAUGUAUAGUAAUUGCUAAUGAUUUGAAUCCAAAUAGUUGUAAAUGGUUAGAAAUAAAUAAAAAAAAAAAUCAUAUUAAAGAUGAGUAUUUAAAAAUUAUCAAUAAGGAUGGAAGUAAAUUUAUUCAAGAAGAUUUAAAAACUCAUUUAAGUUCAUGGUCGAAAAAAAUUACUUCAGAAAAUAAAGUCCAUAUAACUAUGAAUUUGCCAGCUAUUGCUGCUGAAUUUAUAAAGUACUUUAAUAAAUUAUUUGAAUGGGAAGAUAUAAAUGAUUAUUCAUUACCAAUUUUACAUGUUUAUACUUUUGUAAAAACUGAUCAAAGUUAUGAAGAAGGAUUAAAAUUAAUAAUAGAAAAAUACUUAAAUAAUAUAAAAAAGGAUAUCCAAGAAAUUUUUAGAGUUAGAAAUGUGGCACCAAAUAAGGAGAUGGUUCGAAUUACAAUACAAACAACAAAGGAUUUUUUGUGUAAAUCUGAAAUCAUUAAAAAAAGAAUAUUCAUUGAAGAUGAAACUGAAGAACUUUAAAUUUUUGCAUCUGGAAGAACACUCAGAACUGAAUUAUGUACAUGAAAAGAUGACCAUAAUGGACAAUACAUCAGGCAUGGUGCUCA
Molecule: messenger RNA, 1610 nt
Organism: Sipha flava (yellow sugarcane aphid)
Lineage: Eukaryota; Metazoa; Arthropoda; Insecta; Hemiptera; Aphididae
Product: tRNA (guanine(37)-N1)-methyltransferase-like
Exons: 3
Coding region: 205-1524 (439 amino acids)
Biological process (GO): mitochondrial tRNA methylation; FAD biosynthetic process; tRNA N1-guanine methylation
Cellular component (GO): mitochondrial matrix; cytoplasm
Molecular function (GO): FMN adenylyltransferase activity
Source: RefSeq, a predicted model, not a curated record